AUGGCUUAUCGGGGCAACCCUCCACUGCACAGAACGAGCUCGUCUACCGGGAUCGUUACAACUCUUACAGAAAGCUUGGGUUGUAAAGCCACUGCCAUCAGCGUGACGGCCCCGUUUUGUAAAUACGGCUAUGUGAUUGUGGGGAAUGAGGAUGAUACGCCGGUGCCUGUUAGGGCCAUGGAUGUGGGUAAUUUGCGUCAGUCGCAAGGGGAUGAACUGGCGGCCAUACUUAGUAAUGGCCUGAUAGCUUUCUUGAAGUUUCCUGCAGUUUCUAACGGCAAAGUGGAGCCUCCUGUAUUAACUUUCCAGCAGUUACUUCAAGAAAAUGUUCAAACCAUGAAAAUGCUGGAUAUCGAUAAAGAUACGGUUAUGGAACUGCUCACCGUGAGCACCGAUAGGAAAGUGACUGCAUACCGUUAUGACGAAGUUGGUCUACUGACCUUACGAAGUUGGGAGGUGCCAGCUAACGUGACAGGAGUCUCUCUUGGUAUAUCACGUAGUGGUUUUGUUCUUGGAAGUUUUGCGCAGGCCAUGCAGCAGUUUGUUGUUAGCAUUAACCUUUCUGUAACGGAUGGAGUGAGCUUCCCGAAAACACUAAUAUCGGACCCGGCACACUUUAACAUACAUUCUAAUCCUAUUGAAACUUUGCUGCUUGGAACUAUUGUCAAAACUGUGCUCCUCGUUGAUGACGAUUACAACAGUGCAACAGAACUAAAAAAUGUUGGAAGCAGCAUAGUCGGCAUCGCCACGGUUAAGCUCAGUCGGGGUUACCAGCUAAUACUAACAAUAGAUCAAUGUGGUUUGCUUUUAGUAUACGGUUGGCGCGAGAAAACGGUACCACAACUGCAUCCUUUACAUAAAAUGCAACUUAUAGUGGAACCGGUUUACCUUAGCGCUGUGGCAGACCAUGAAGGGCUCAACCUUUAUCUAGGUGUUACUAAUAUUUACUCGACACUCGCGGUAUAUCGCUUAAAUUUACGUUCUUUUAUCAGUUUAUGA
Enterobius vermicularis (human pinworm) is the source of this 999-nucleotide messenger RNA. The record is from the annotation of a GenBank genome assembly. Lineage: Eukaryota; Metazoa; Nematoda; Chromadorea; Rhabditida; Oxyuridae.